AUGUCCGCUCAAUCCAACUGUUGUCCAACCCGUGGCUCAGCCCCACGCAAUGCGAUAAUUCCUAGACCCAGGAUCGUCGACACAUGGUUCUAUGAGGUGAUCGCGAUGAUCUUCAGCCUCAUGUGCUUUAGUGGAAUUAUAGCUGCUCUCAUGGUCUACGACGAUAAACCGGCGCCAGGGUUCUCGUACGGGCUCACGCUAAACGCCAUCAUCUCGCUCCUCGCAGCGGCCUCGAAAUCAUCUUUGAUUUUCGUAAUCGCCGAGUGCAUCGGUCAGCUCAAAUGGCUUUGGUUCUACCAGCCGGGCGAGAAGAAGACGCUCGAUGAGAUGCAGCUAUUCGACGAUGCCAGUCGCGGCCCGAUGGGAUCCAUAUCGGUGAUAUGGCGGCACCGCGGCCGGUCAUUAGUAUCGCUUGGCGCGGUCAUCACAGUGCUCGCCUUUGCCUUUGACCCGUUCAUGCAACAGAUCAUUUCCUAUCCCAUCAGGAACACUGUGGUGGCGACAAACUCGAGCGAGGCGGUAGUCAAGCGGGCCACGAGCCUUGUGCUGGAAUUCUUUAGUGACGAUGAGUUGGAGAGCAUCGUCUACCCUGGUCAAUGGGCCGACAAUGUGGAUUUCACGGCGACUUGUCCGUCGGGAAAUUGCAUGUGGCCGGAAUUUCAAUCCGUGGAAAUCUGCCACCAAUGCGACGAUGCCACGGCAGCAUUUUCGUUAAAGUGUCCUCGAUCCGUGUUUAAUACCAGUGAUAACAGGCCUCGGGAACAAGAGUUUCUAUGUGAGAUACUCGAUUCUCUGUCCGGGGAGCCGUUAGGUUAUUCCGGCGCUUCAACCUUGGACGAUUUGUACCGGGACGAUCUGAUCGAUAUAGAAAUAAGGAAACAUUUUCUCCUGACGCGGUACGGUGUGGAUUAUGCUUCGACCAAUUGGUCAGAAGUUACCUUCGCUGGUCUACGUAACCCGCAAUAUGUGGUCAUCCACAUUGAGCUUGUCCUAGCUGACGAUGCUAACCUGACGGGAAUAUCGCCGUUCGAGAACAUGGGACCUAUUUUGACCAUUGGAAAAGUGGACCAAUGUGCCUUUGCACUGUGCAGCAGAACAAAUCAAGUGUCGGUCACGAAUGGAAUCCCCUCUGUCGUAAAGUCCGCGCCAGACUACGGCGAGACUUUCUACGUCAACGGGUCCACCGGGGAAGUGCUGCAUGGUAUUUCAGCCGCCGAGCUAGGUCUUGAGGAACGGGAGCGCAUCGCAGAAUGGGUACGGCCAUGCUGGAAGGCCGGGACCGGGGGCCCCCCGGCUAGCCUUACCCAACUGGCCGGGUCUGGGACUUGGGUGAACACGUCCGAGCUUGCCUUUUGUGGCAUUGACGAUUAUUGGCGCUUAACCCUGUUCACGGACGGGAGUGAGUAUUGGGGAUGGAAAAUGCAGAACAAAUCCCAGUGGGUGAACCAGACCGAGUAUCACGACUCGACAGCUGCAAAGGUAUUACGCGAUGGCCUUGAGAAAUCUAUGAGCAAUAUCGCAGCCUCCCUAAACCGGGCGGCACUUCUAUCUAGUAAUCAAUCGGUCUACGGUACCGUCUUCCAAGGGGAGACUUAUGUCUCCGUGAACUGGAUCUGGAUCUUACUCCCGACGGCGCUGGUACUGCUUAGCGUGUGCUUUCUGCCCCUGACCAUUCUCGCCAAUAGACUGCAGCGACUUCACUUGUGGAAGUCUUCUAUCCUGGCGGUUCUGUUCCACGGAUUGGAUGAGGUCGACUUUAGCGACGAUGCGAAGAGGGUUGAUACCGUUCGCCAGAUGGAACGAGCAGCCGAGGAUAUCCGUGUCCGGCUGAAGAGGAGAAGUCGGCGACGGGGUCUUGUGCUGGAGCAGACGUGA
This is a messenger RNA of Aspergillus calidoustus, 1875 nucleotides long. The record is from the annotation of a GenBank genome assembly. NCBI's taxonomy places the organism in Eukaryota, Fungi, Ascomycota, Eurotiomycetes, Eurotiales, Aspergillaceae.